CGGGGCUCAGCUGCGUUGUUGCUGUGCACCGUUCCCGCGUUGCCGCCUCGCCGCAUUCCCGCUUCUCCUCGUCUCCACUUCGCCACCCGCAGUGGAGCACAAAACAGCUUCGACGUAUAUCCCCCCAAUCGGUGCAUACGUAAAGCUCAGUCCCGCCGACGUGCCCCCCCUUCCAACAUGCUGCUCAUUUUUUUUUUUUUGGAAGCGCUACAACGAGUGAGCAGAUUUUUUUUCCCCCUCCACCUUUGGUAUGGCAUGCCGUUACACGCGCGAUGGUAUAACUUGUGCAGGGGCGGCGACCGGAGAGUUCGUCAAUCUGGCUGCUCCUCAGUCUGGCCGCCCAUCAACCGAGGGCGCCACGAGGGGAGCAUUCCACCGCCUAGCAAAGUGCCUGCACGUGGCUGCUAGAGGUUAAUUUCCCACUGCCGCGUUAGGCGAGUCGCCGCCACGCCACGCCAUACCACUUGGCUUCGUUUCGCUCCACUUGGCUUCACCCCGCCUCGCUCCGCUCCGCUUCGCCGAGAUGAACCCCCCGGACGAGCACGCCAUAACACGCAAAAUCAACCUGCUGCGGAGGCAGCGGCAAGCCGAGCCGCCGCGGCGGGAGCGCAGCUACGAAGACCUGCUGCAAGAAAUGGAGACCUGCGUGCGGAUGCGAAACGGGUACCAAGUCAGCUCCAUCCUGAAGCUGACCCAACUGCCAGUAGACAUCCUCUCAUUUGACGAAACAACAGAAAUAGAGUUGCGCAAAAAAAUAAAAAAAAAAAACGCCCUAAAAAAUUACGAGCAAAUCAUAAUAGACCAUUAUAACAUCAUCAAAACGUUGUGCAACCGAAAUGCAAUCAACUGGGACGUUCUGCUCAACAUAGGAUGUAAAUUCCUAUCCUCCUUCAUCCACCUGUAUAGCGAAAACCUGUGGUUACUACCCUACCUGCUGACCAUCUGCUCGUUCUUAAAUAAUAUAAGCACCCUGGCAGAUUCCUACUAUAACACCAGCAGCAAAAACGACAUCUACAAUGAAGAAAAUGAGGACGUAAAUGAGAAGAAUAAAUACACAAUAGAAGUGCUGAAUUCUAUAAGAGGCAAAAUAGGAAUCGUUAAGGGGGACAUAGAAAAACACGGAGGGUUCAUCAUCCUCAUGUUCCAAUCGAUAAAGCUUUGCAUGAAGCUUAACAAUAUGCAAAUAACCACUAGCUUUUUAAAAAUCAUAAAUUCCACCGAUAUAGAAUACUCCUACAUACCCAAGUCGUUUAUAGUCCUCUUCAAGUACCAACUGGGAAAGUUAUAUUUGCACAAAAUGGAGUACGAAAAAGCAGAAAGGGAGUUCAUUUGGGCGUUUGCCAAUUCGAGGAAGGGAAAAACGGACUUUAAAAAGAAGCUGCUAGAGAGUAUCAUCUCCAUCCGUUUGAAUAAGGGACUCUACCCCCCCAAGAGACUGCUACAGGAUUACGAGCUCACCAUCUACAUUGACAUUAUUCACUCUAUAAAACAGGGUAACAUUUUCCUGUACAAUCGGGUGAUGGGGAGGCACUCCAAGUAUUUCUUCGACAAUGGGCUGAACGAAUGCAUAGACCAGAUUCACUUCGUUGUGAAGCGGAACCUUCUCAAAAUCGCUGUGGACUGGUGGAAUGAGACCAUUAAGGGGAAUCCUAAUAAGCUAUAUAAAGUCCCCAUUUGUAUUUUCCACCAUAUUUUUAACUGGGCCCGAAUUACGCAGCACCACCACCAGCUCGAGACCCUCUGCAUCAUCACGUCGCUCAUCCUGUUCAAGUACAUCAAUGCGUACAUCGCCUACGACAGCAACAUCCUCGUGCUCAGCAAGAACGACCCCUUCCCCUCGCUCUCCAAGUCCCGCCUGGGCGCGCUCGGCGGGGAGCGCUAGCGGUGGGCAGUGAGCGGUGAGCAGUGAGCGGUGAGCAGUGAGCGGUGAGCAGUGAGCGCUGCUCAACUGGUCAUCUUCCCC
Messenger RNA from Plasmodium vivax (malaria parasite P. vivax), 1963 nucleotides. RefSeq lists its product as hypothetical. Gene Ontology annotation, molecular function: RNA binding; double-stranded DNA binding. Bases 524 to 1882 code for a protein of 452 amino acids. The transcript is spliced from 2 exons. Gene Ontology annotation, cellular component: transcription export complex 2. NCBI's taxonomy places the organism in Eukaryota, Apicomplexa, Aconoidasida, Haemosporida, Plasmodiidae. The record is from RefSeq and is a predicted model, not a curated record. Gene Ontology annotation, biological process: transcription elongation by RNA polymerase II; post-transcriptional tethering of RNA polymerase II gene DNA at nuclear periphery; poly(A)+ mRNA export from nucleus.